ACCACUUUUCUUCCAUACACACUAUGGCUGCCACUACCCUCAACAACGAGCAGGCGCUCGCUUACUGCGUCAACAAGUGGGAUGAGACCAUCAUCCCGACGCUCUCGGAGUACAUCGAGAUCCCGAACCAGUCGCCCGACUACGACCCCGAGUGGGCAACGAACGGGUACAUGGACCAGGCCGUCAACCUCAUGGUCGAGUGGGUGAAGAAGCAGGACGUUGCCGGCCUCGCCAUCGAGGUUGUCAAGGACGAGGGCCGCACGCCGCUCAUCUACAUUGUCAUUGACGCCUUUAACGGUGGCCCGAGCGAGAACACCGUCAUGCUCUACGCGCACCUCGACAAGCAGCCGCCGAUGACCGAGAACUGGUCCGAGGGCCUUGGCCCGCACCUGCCGGUCAUCCGCGACGGCCGCCUGUUUGGCCGCGGCGGCGCCGACGACGGCUACGGCAUCUUUGCCUCGAUCACCGCCAUCAAGGCGCUCCAGGACCAGGGCGUCCCGCACUCGCGCUCGGUCAUCCUCGUCGAGGCCUCGGAAGAGUCCGGCUCGACCGACCUCACUCACUACGUCACCUCGCUUGCCGACCGCAUCGGUGCCGUCGACUUUGUCGUCUGCCUCGACUCGGGCACCGGCGACCUCCAGCACCUCUGGUCGACCACCUCGCUCCGCGGCGUCGUCAACGUCAACCUCAAGGUCGACAUCCUCAACGACGGUGUCCACUCGGGCGCGGCGUCGGGCAUCGUGCCGGACUCUUUCCGCAUCGCCCGCAUGCUCCUCAACCGCAUCGAGAACCCUGAGACCGGCGAGCUCAUUGGCGCCCCGUUCCACGUCGACAUCCCGCAGACCCGCGUUGACCAGGCCAACGCCACCGCUGGCGUCCUCGGCGAGACCGUGUACUCGAACUUCCCGUGGGCCACCGGCGCUGGGCCGACCACCACCGACUCGGCUGAGGCCAUCCUCCGCAAGUCGUGGAAGCCGACGCUUUCCGUCACCGGCGCCGACGGCCUGCCGCCGUCGGCUGUCGCCGGCAACGUCCUCCGCGCCUCGACCACCCUCAAGCUCUCCUUCCGCCUGCCGCCCACCGCCGACGCUGACGCCGCCUCGGCCUUUAUCGUCAAGGAGCUCACCCGCGACCCGCCCUACGGCGCCACCGUCACCGUCUCGGGCGACCACGGCGCGUCCGGCUGGGAGGCCCCGGCCGAGGCCGAGUGGCAGCUCGCCGCCAUGCACGGCGCCUCGCAGGCCUUCUACGGCAACGACGCCAUGUUCAUCGGCGAGGGCGGUUCUAUCCCCUUCAUGGGCCUCCUCGGCGAGCGCUUCCCCUCGGCCCUCUUCAUGGUCACUGGCGUCCUCGACGGCAUCUCCAACGCCCACGGCCCCGACGAGUCGUUCGACCUCGACUUUGCCAAGAAGCUCACCGCCUCGGUCGCCUUCAUCAUCGCUGCCCACGCCUCCAAGUAGCUCUUGAACCCACGCGCAUCUGAUAAAUGCAGCCCUAGUGUGUG
This is a messenger RNA of Thecamonas trahens ATCC 50062, 1504 nucleotides long. RefSeq names its product succinyl-diaminopimelate desuccinylase. The record is from RefSeq and is a predicted model, not a curated record. Gene Ontology annotation, molecular function: peptidase activity. Lineage: Eukaryota; Apusomonadida; Apusomonadidae. Bases 24 to 1460 code for a protein of 478 amino acids. The transcript has 2 exons. Gene Ontology annotation, biological process: proteolysis.